UUAACCACAAGAAAGUGCAAAAUCACACAAAAUCCUUACUCACUAAGUUAAAGUUUGCUAUAUCUAUUCAACCGUUAAAUACUGGUCUUUUUGCUUACAUUGUUAUCAGUUAUCAUUGGAAAAUCAUAGAGAUAUUUUUUUCGGUGAAGAAUUGAUUGUUGAUGUGGCAACUCUGUGACUGCGUCUACCAAUCCGCCGCUGUCGUUAACAACAACAAAGUUAUUGUCAUGAAUUCAGCGAGCAAGGUUGGAGAAAUAUUUACCGCCGCCGGGGCAGCAUUUAAUAAAUUAGGAGAACUUACAAUGCAAUUGCAUCCUACUACGGAUUCUCCUGCUGGUAAAUGGACUGACGAGGAAAUUGAGAUGCUCCGUCACUCAGUAAAAACAUUCAGUGAAGAUCUCAACAAAAUAAGUGAGCACAUCAAGGGAAGAACGGUCACACAGAUACGCACAACACUGAAAAAAAAGGCUUUUGAGGAGGCUGGAAUACCAAUAAGACAGGUGUCCCAACAAGGCCAAACAACACCUCACACCGUCCAGAAGCAGCAGAAUCAGGCGAAUUCUACAACUAAUCAAGCCAUGAUGAGUAAAUCGGCUGAGGUUACACUGAACAUGCUCAAUGCACCUGAAUCUGAAGUCGAUGUUGAAGGUUUACCUGAGGAGUGUCAAGUGAAACUAGAAUUUGAAGGCGCCACUGAAGAAGUCGCUUCAUAAUAAAUCAACAUUAAUUCCUUCAAUGAAUCACUGAAAUUGCUAAUUACAACAUUACAAAAAUAAUUUAUUAUAAUAAUUUGUAUAUGCCAUGUUCAUUAUAUCCCUUCGUUGGAUUUAUUUUUUCAUUUGUGCAUAAUAAAUUAUUCAUUUCAUUGAAAAAA
This is a messenger RNA of Fopius arisanus, 874 nucleotides long. RefSeq names its product chromatin complexes subunit BAP18. Gene Ontology annotation, cellular component: MLL1 complex; NURF complex. The record is from RefSeq and is a predicted model, not a curated record. Bases 162 to 713 code for a protein of 183 amino acids. Lineage: Eukaryota; Metazoa; Arthropoda; Insecta; Hymenoptera; Braconidae. The transcript has 4 exons.